GUCCAGUGCUUCAACGAUACGAAGCCGAGGAGACCAGAAAAAAGGGGCAAGGCGUACUGGAUUUUGGGGGGUUCGAUUGAUUGGGAGCAAACGACAAUGGAGGUUCCAGGUUCAUCGAAGAAGAUGAUCGCUACGCAGGCGGAGAUGGUGGAGGCCAAGGUCCCACUCUCCUAUAGAGAUCAGUGCGCUCAUCUCCUGAUCCCGCUCAACAAGUGUCGCCAGGCCGAGUUCUACCUUCCAUGGAAGUGCGAGGACGAGCGGCACUCCUACGAGAAGUGCGAGUACGAGCUCGUCAUGGAGAGGAUGCUCGCGAUGCAGAAGAUCCGCGAGGAACAAUCCAAGCAGCAUAACCUCCAAGGAAGUGGCGUUCCUCUCGUGGCGAAAACCGCUAAUGCCUAGAUUCAGCCUCCGAGCGGCGGUUUCUGGUUUUCCGGGAAACACUUGAGCUCUGGAGCUUUUGCGUCUUUCUUGCUGCUAGUGAUGAUAAAAUUGUCGGUACUCUUUCAUCAGAUGCGUGUUCAAGAAUUCUUUUUUUUUUUUAUACUUUUCCUCCCGUUUUUUCAACUCAAAUCUUGUUUACAGAAAUAAACAAAACCCAUCGACAAUAUAAUUCCACAAACCACAUGAGAGUGUAUACCCGGGAUUAUGUCACACAUCUUGCAAAGGUUUUGCAGAGUUUAUCUCAAGAAAAUGGCAGUUGGAUGUAAGCAUUCUGUGUUUUGGCUGGUAAAGGGUUUUUCUGUUCUGUUC
This is a messenger RNA of Tarenaya hassleriana, 750 nucleotides long. Its product is annotated as NADH dehydrogenase [ubiquinone] 1 beta subcomplex subunit 7-like. NCBI's taxonomy places the organism in Eukaryota, Viridiplantae, Streptophyta, Magnoliopsida, Brassicales, Cleomaceae. The transcript is spliced from 2 exons. The coding region runs from base 97 to 399 and encodes 100 amino acids. Gene Ontology annotation, cellular component: mitochondrion. The record is from RefSeq and is a predicted model, not a curated record.